UAACGGGACCGAAAAGGAUGUGAGACCAAAAUUCUCAAUCUGAAUCCUUUGCAUGAUCUAUGAUCUCUUCCCUCCCCUCAUUUCCCCCAUGCAUGGUGUUGCAUUUCAGCCAGUGGCACCCCUGGCUAUCAAAUAGGAUACAUGAAUGGGCUCUCGUCACUGAUUACGGAGAGACAGAGAGGUGGGGGAGCGGAGAGGUGGGUGGUACAGAUGCUGAGGGGAGAAUCGAGCGUUGGCGGGGGGCUGGUGGGGUUUGUGUUCAUCUGUUGCACAGGACAAGCACUCGUUUCCAGCUCUGAGCUUCAUAACCACAUGUUGCUGUGCUGAUUGACUGCAUUAACGUUCCUCCAGCUGCUUCUGUAUCUCUCUCUCUCUCUACCUCCCUCCCGUCCUCCGUUCUGCUCAGUUGUUGUGUCCAUCUCCAAGAGGCAGAGAGCUUUUCGGAGUUGCAGCCUGAUGUUAUUUUGGACCUCACCAAUUCAGACGUCGAGAGAGAAUUGCCAGCGCUGCAGAUGUGAGGUUUUUUAGGGAAGCAUCCCCUCUCACUCCCUUCUCUGCAUUUGAGAAGCUGUACUGGACAGAACCACCAUCAUGCCUGGCCUGAUCAACAAGAGCAAAUGGAGCGCUCUGCCUCUCAGCGUCUCAGACAUCACUUCCUGUGUCAGGGGUUACACCCUGGCAAUGACAGCCUCCUUGACCUAUGAAAACAUCGAAGAUCACCCUGUCGAGGGAAUCUUUAUAUACCCUCUGGAUGAGUUCAGCGUGGUGGUCGGGUUCGAAGCGAUGAUUGGCAGCCAGAUAAUAACCGUGCAGGUCAAAGAUAAAAUGAAAAUCGAUGACUGUUACUUUGAUUGCUGCAAUGCCAAUGGAACCCCGCAGAGCGGAGGUGGACAUAUCAUUUUGGAUGAGGAUCAGGAGACGACAGUGCUGGUGGUCAAUCUGGGGGUCAUUCCCCCUCUGGAGACCAUUAAUAUACUGGUCAGCACCUCCUCAGAGCUCAGCACACUCCCUAAUGGGGGAAUUCGGGUGAGCUCACCACCCGUCUGCUCUCCAAGAGUCCAACGUUCUGUCAAAGAGGAGCAGGCGUUUUCACCCAGCACUGCUAGGAGGAGGGAUCAGCAUCACUGUGCAGUGGGAACCCACGAGCAGACGGCCUCAGGAGUGUGUUUGGCUGCUCUGUUGGAGGAAGAGACCAUCAACUCUAUUGACUAUGAGUUUAAUUUCCAUCUUGAGAUCAGAGGGCCGUAUUUACUGGCAGGUGUGGAAAGCCCCUCACACGCCAUCAGGGCGGACGCUGACCCCACGGCUCGCUCUGCCACAAGCAUUGUGGUCACACUGGCAGACAAGUACACCUACGACUGCCCUGUGGAGAUACUGAUCUACCCCAGUGAGCCCCAUCUGCCACACGUUCUCAUUGAAGACGGAGACAUGACGCCGGAGGAAUACGAUGAGCAUCUGAAAGGACGGAGCGACUACAUAAAGGCCACCAAGAAGGACUGCAGUAAUGAAAAGACCGUGGACAUCAUUCGGAAGAGGCUGCAUAAAGACAUCCUCCACAACCCUGUGGCCAUGCUGAACUUCUGCCCAGACCUCCGUUCGACGACCUCUGACCUGCGGAGCAUUCAGGGGGAAUACAUCUUCCUCAUCGACCGCAGUGGAAGCAUGAGUGGGGUCAACAUCAAUCGAGUUAAGGACGCAAUGGUUGUGAUUCUGAAAAGUCUUUUCCCAGCAUGCUUAUUCAACAUAGUGGGCUUCGGAUCCAAGUUCAAAACGCUGUUUGCCACCAGUCAGAGCUACGAUGAGGAGAGCUUGGCGUUGGCUUGUGAGCAUGUGAAGAAGAUCCGCGCUGACAUGGGCGGCACAAACAUACUGGCUCCUCUCAACUGGAUCGUACGGCAGCCCAUGCAGAGAGGUCACCCUCGCCUGCUCUUCCUCCUGACCGACGGAGCCGUCAGUAACACGGGGAAAGUUAUUGAGUUGCUCCGCAGCCACGCCAGGUUCACCAGGUUCAAGGAUACAGAGCUGCAGAACUAUUCAGGUCCACCUCCGGACAACCGCGCUCUGCACUCCUCGUUGAGGCUCAUCUGGAAGAACGAGCAGAGGCUGCUGUCCGGGUUGCUGGAAUGGUUGGCGAUCUCCACGAAGCAGCAGGAGGAGGACAUCGGGGUGAUGUCCGUGUUUCAGGAGGGGAAGGAGAUCUUCCAGGACAAACGGAGGCGGUACAGCAUGAUGCGUUCCAACGAGUCGGCCAGUUCAGUGUUUUAUCACUCUCAAGAGGAGGAUGCUGGGAAGGUUUCCUCUGACGGUCAAGGGCCGCACAGGGACAAUCAAGUCGGCUCGCUGUUUGACGGUUGCCAGGAGACCAUAUCCGAGAGCAGUCCUGUUGCCACGGAGCAAGACAUUAUGGGAACUGACAUAGCCACCUCUCCGCGAAGACGUGCUUACAGCACCAAUCAGAUUGUAGAUUACAACCCCAUGAAGAAGGCCUACACCCAUAGUGACCCCAGCUCAGUGGUGGGCAAAAACCCUCUUAGAAGAGCAAAAGUCCAGGAACUCAUAGGACAGACACAUCCUGACCACGGAGCUCAGUGGAAAAUGGACUACCAGCCACAGUUGGCCAGCCUGUGUGCCACAUCCUCAAGAGGACGUCCCAUAACUGCUCACAAACCUCCAGCGCAGCAACCAGAGGGUCUCCAGGAGGAGUUCAAGGUGGAUCAGACUCAUCCCGGCCCAGUCAUGGAAGAUGGCUCCAGGUCUUCAACUGACAGCCCUUCUUUAGGCAGCACCGGCGAUGCAGAUGGCUACGCGCAUCAGCUUUGCGAAGUCGAAACGCCCCAGGAUCCUCACGCGCCAGAAUUCAAGGCCAGUCACGGAAAGGGAGAUUGCAAAGCGGUCAUAUCAGGACUGCUGUGUGGGAAGCCCAUGAGAUGGGAGGUGGCCUUUGACAUCCAGCCUUACCUGAAAGGCCGAGAGCGGGAGGAGAAAGUUUACGAGGACCUGUGGAACGAAACCUUCCAUCACCUGGCGGGACGCUCCAUUAUUCAAGACUUUGAACACAUGGUGGAUAAAGAGUGUGAGAUUGAGCAUGGUUCUGGGAGAAGGUACCAGCUUUACGCCAUCCACACGAGCAAAGCCUGCAACAUCUUGAGCAAAUACACAGUGUUUGUACCUAUCGAUCUGGACAGCAAUGAAUAUUUACCCACCUGCAUUGAGUACAGCCAUCCUGGGGAGGAUCAUAAACGAAGUUCGCACUGCAGUUCUCGUUCCGGCAGCAGGAAGAACCGUGGUUACUCUGUGGGUCUGGGUCGCUCGCAGUCAGGAGGUUUGCCUGGGCAAGAAGAUGCAGCGUUAUGCUACAACGAUUCAUCCCAAGCCCCCUGCAAAACACCCUCAUCCUCCAGCUGGGAACGAUGUAGCUCUUCUGAAGCCUCUCAAAGGAGUCCAUCGGUGCCCUCCGACCCCUCGCAGAGAUCAGUCGAGAGCCUUUUCUCCGCCAGCAAGCUGAGCCUGAGCAGGACACGUCUCCUGACGAAAGCCGCCAGGGGCUUCAUGAGCCGGUCGCAGAGCAAAAUCAGCAACUCAGUGGGAGAGAGUGAAAAUGACAACAAGGACUACAUCCCUCUGGUGUCAUUGCAGCUGUCCUGUGGGGCGUUCAUGUUGGACAGUGCCUUGUGUGAUGCCAUCAAUGUGCCCAUGGACAAGCUGAAGUGGACGUCGCCCUUCACCAGCCACAGACUCAGCCUUACUCAUGUGUCCCACUCCGGCUCCCGCCGCUCCGAGAGUCUGGAGGUCCACCACGGCUCCUCGCCUCCUCCAAAAGACUCAGACUUCAACUCUGAAUGCGAGGAGGUGGUAUCCCGCACGUCUUCUUCCUCAUUCCAGGCCCGAAGCCCUCGGAUGGAGGGCAAGCCUUCGUUGUUGAGCGGCUUCUCGUCGAUGUCGACCGAAGCCCCUCCAUCACCUGUCAACUCUUUGUAUGACAGCGGACGGGGGUCUGAGUCUGAAAUCGCGGAGACGCCCCUGCCGGGUUCGCCCGGGAUCCUGCGAAGGGCCGUGCAAGACCCCGAGGGGAUGGUGUGGGCGACUGCUGUUGCUCUGGCCUGGCUGGAACACAGUUCGGCCAGUUAUUUCAUCGAGUGGGAGAUGAUCGCCGCCAAGGCCAGCAUGUGGCUAGAUGAACAGAUCAUCCCAGAGGGCCGAGACCUGGCGUCGGUCAAAGCCACGGCCAAUCAACUCUUCAUCAUCCUCAGACACUGGGACGAAAACCUGCAGCUCAACAUGCUCUGCUACAACCCCAAUAGCGUGUGAGGCCUGAUAGGGUAGGGACAAAACUUCAAACUAUGCGAAACGAGGGUUUUACUCGCCUUGAGUUGUUUUAAUGUUUAUUCUGUGGGUUUCGUUUUAGUUUUAUGAAUAGAAAUCGUACCAGUAUUUCAUCCGCCGAAGGCCAGAAACAUACUCUGCACAGGUACGUAGACGCCAAUGUAUUGCAAGCUUCCUAUAGUAUAUAUGUAACUUGUUUUCUUGCAUUACUGUAGCAGUAACAAACUUGUAAAAGACUGUAUCUGUCUCCUAUUGAAAAAAU
Messenger RNA from Sinocyclocheilus anshuiensis, 4585 nucleotides. Its product is annotated as von Willebrand factor A domain-containing protein 5B1-like. The record is from RefSeq and is a predicted model, not a curated record. The transcript has 22 exons. The coding region runs from base 592 to 4308 and encodes 1238 amino acids. NCBI's taxonomy places the organism in Eukaryota, Metazoa, Chordata, Actinopteri, Cypriniformes, Cyprinidae.